Molecule: messenger RNA, 2832 nt
Organism: Anguilla rostrata (American eel)
Lineage: Eukaryota; Metazoa; Chordata; Actinopteri; Anguilliformes; Anguillidae
Gene: rnf114
Product: ring finger protein 114
Exons: 6
Coding region: 77-760 (227 amino acids)
Biological process (GO): ubiquitin-dependent protein catabolic process; protein polyubiquitination
Molecular function (GO): ubiquitin protein ligase activity
Source: RefSeq, a predicted model, not a curated record
AGGUUCAAAGCUAUGACGUUGUUGUCUCUGUAGAUUUUUUUUGUUGCUCACAUACGGAGAAGACGCCGAGAAAGAAAUGGCGAUGUUUGGAGGCUUAGAUUCUGCACUGAAAAAGAAAGGCUUUGCAGAUAGCGAGAGGGACGUGUCAGAAUUUGUCUGUCCUGUCUGUCUGGAGAUAUUUGAUCGCCCUGUGACAACACAAUGUGGGCACACGUUCUGCCAGAGCUGCCUGCAGGAAUGCCUGCGUCCUCAGAAACCAGUUUGUGCUGUGUGCCGGGCAACCCUGGGGAAGUGGGCCAAAGCCACAGAGCUGGAGAUACUCAUUCACAACACAGUGAGCACCUGCAAGGGCUGCCGUGCCGAGAUGUGUUUGUCCCUGAUGCGAAGCCACACAGCUGCUUGCUUCAAAUAUCAGGAGUACAUCGAUGAAGGGGUGAAGACUACGGCCAGAUCCCAGCCCCCCGUCAUCAGCUCGGUGCCAAACCGCUUCACCUUUUCCUGCCCUUACUGCAACUUCCAGAACCUGGACCAGGAUGGGCUGGUUGAGCAUUGCACAUCCCUGCACUCCAGAGAUGCUCGCCAAGUGGUGUGUCCAAUCUGUGCCUCAAUGCCAUGGGGAGACCCGAACUACCGGAGCGCAGAUUUCUUCCAGCACCUGAAGAUCAGACAUACCUUCUCUUAUGAUACUUAUGUGGACUAUGCCACGGAUGAACAAACCAUGAUCCAGGAGGCUCUGCAGCGCUCGUUGAUGGAUAACUGAACUGACCACUGGGGGCGCUGUUCAGGCUCAUCCCAAACCAAUGAUCAUGGAUGGUCACUGCCAGAGACCCAGGGCAGCAAAGCAAUCAGCAACACCUCUGUAGCAGCACUUUUCAACAUUCAUGUCUAGAGGACACCGGAUGCUACAUUACAUCCAGCUGCACUUUAAAAAUCUAUUCAACGAUCAGUGUAGUGAAAACAGUUGAAGGUUUGAGCAAUUUAUAUCAACAGCUCAACUUUUUCUGUUGCAUUUUAAUAAUUGACACUUUAGGGCUGUCACAAGUGGAAUCAUGUUUGUUCUUUCUGUUGAACAGUAUUUUCAUUUAUAUUUUAAUCUUUAAGGCUUCCAAAUAAGUAUGGCAAUAUCUGGGGAUAUUUAUGUACCACAGUGUAAUAACAUAACCUUGAUUAAAAACUACACAGCAAUGAAAAUCCACUAGGUGGCCCCAUUUACUUGAAAAAGUCUGUUGCUUUUUGAUCCUUGGAAUAUUAUCUGAAUAUCAACCGCUUCCACACUUAGAAUCAUAGGGGUCAUGUUUUUUUUUCUUUCUUAGCUUGACGCUGUAGCUGAUGUGGUUGUGUGUCACUGAGCAAAUAAGAGCAGAUAAUUGUCACUAUCUGGUGUAUGUAAGCUGCCUGCCUCCCUGUGGAGUCGAUUGCUGAAGAUUCUGGUGUCCAGGUAGCACCCAUGUUGCCGUAAAGAAAAUAGACAUCCGAUCUGUGUCUUACUAUGUGUAAUUCACUUUCAAGAUGGAAAACCAUGUACAGAAAACCAUGUCCUUUAUUUGUCCCUUACAGACCCAGAAUGGCCUUAGUUCAAAUGUUUGUAGUAUCUGUUUAAUGGUUCAUCGGCAUUCCAUUUUGCAUGUCUCUUGCAGGAAGAGUGGGAUCUUAAUUACCAAGUGCCAAUUUCAUAAGGGAAAAAAGUCAACCAAUUGAACGAAAUUGUACACAAAAUAACCACUGCAAUCACCUGGCACCCCUUGAACCCUAGUUCUGUUUACCAUUAAGUGACCAGAUGGGGGCAGUGUUGCUCCAUCUGUCCCAUCUUACUGUCUCUAAUUUUGUCUGAGCCAACGACAGACCCUGUCCCUCUAUUGAGUCACCCCCGCAGAGCUGUGAACUACACAGUCUUUUGAAGAUCAAUUGUCAUUCUACAUCUCAUGUUCUUGCUACUACAUAAACCUGUUAAGUAAGGGUUUUUCCUUAGUGAAGUGACUUCUAUUAGUCGAAAAGAAAGAGGCAUUGUGCUGUGGGCAUUAAGAGUUUAGAUGUCUGGAGGCACCAUUACCCAGUAUGGUAUGGGUGUCUGCUCGAGAGGACAUCUGGCACAUGACCCACACUGGUGUGGGGAUGCACACCACUACUUUGAAAUCAUCUUGUGGUGAAAUGCUGUGCAUCUAAGUUGGUUAUCUGGAGAAAGGCAGCAGGAUCCGGUUUUAUCUAUGUCCCCUCAAAUCCUGUUGCUUGUUUUGAUGUGCAAGGUUUUACAGGGUUUUGUUUUUUUAUUUCAGAUAAAAUUUUAAAAAAAUCUGUGUCUAUUCUUUUAUUCGCAACAUAUUUCCAAAAUUCUGUUUGCUGUAUAACUCCUGCAGAGAAAAGUGGUGCAAUUUUGUUAGUGCGUUUGGAAAGAAGGUGGCUUGAAUCGAUUAAUGACUGUGUCACACCUCUAAUAAUGUCCAUGUUUUUUCUAAAGUACACAAGGACUUUCUAGUUUAUAUUCAUCUGUUUUAUGCCUUUGUUUUCAGUUAACAGUGCGAGAUAGAAUAUUUCAAUUCCAUCCUUUGUCUUGAUGUUUGAUCUUACAAGUGUUUAAAAAGUGGGAAGAUACAGUUCUCAGUAACCAACAAAAAAAGUUUUCAUUUAAUUUUGUUUUUCUUUCGAUGAUUUUAGCCCUGGAAAAGUAUCGUCUUUGCACCAUCACAAAUUACGCUUGCCUUAAAUAUCACAAUGGCAAAUUGUAUAUUCCUUACACUGAACAAGUGGCAUUGAUAAAGAACUUAAAUGCGGUUUGUGCACAUUGUAUUUUCUAUUAGAAUUUGUUUUUCAAUUAAAAACCUUUUUUAUGUGUGA